CUCAACUAUUUGUUAAAUUAACCACUGGUUUGUUUACCAUCGCUUCACUAUUUCGUUAAUUGAAAAUAAAUAAAUACCUAAAUAAAAUGGAAAGACCACAGAAAAUGCCCAAAGUGGCAAAGGUAAAAAACAAAGCGCCUGCCGAGGUACAAAUCACGGCGGAGCAAUUGCUUCGAGAAGCCAAAGAACGUGAUUUGGAAAUUCUUCCGCCACCUCCCAAACAAAAGAUAUCAGACCCCGCUGAGUUAGCUGAUUACCAACAGCGUAAACGCAAAGUAUUUGAAGACAAUCUUCGCAAAAAUCGCAUGGUAGUUAGCCAUUGGAUAAAAUAUGCGCAGUGGGAGGAAUCACAAAAGGAAAUACACCGAGCUCGUUCAAUAUGGGAACGUGCCCUGGAUAAUGAGCAUCGAAACAUUACCAUUUGGUUAAAAUAUGCUGAAAUGGAAAUGAAGAAUAAGCAAGUUAACCAUGCACGAAAUUUGUGGGAUCGCGCUGUUACCAUCAUGCCGCGCGUUAAUCAGUUUUGGUACAAGUACACCUAUAUGGAGGAAAUGUUGGACAAUGUAGCAGGAGCCCGGCAAGUGUUUGAACGCUGGAUGGAAUGGCAACCUGAGGAACAAGCUUGGCAAACCUAUGUUAAUUUUGAACUUCGCUAUAAAGAAAUCGAUCGGGCGCGUGCAAUCUAUGAACGUUUCGUUUACGUUCACCCUGAUGUUAAAAACUGGAUUAAGUUUGCGCGAUUCGAAGAGUCGCAUGGAUUUGUACACGGAGCUCGACGGGUUUACGAGCGAGCCGUGGAAUUCUUUGGAGAUGAUUACAUCGAUGAGCGACUGUUUAUUGCUUUUGCGCGAUUUGAAGAGGGCCAGAAAGAGCAUGAUAGAGCACGCGUUAUUUACAAAUAUGCAUUAGAUCAUCUGUCCAAAGACCGAACAAAGGAGCUUUAUAAAGCUUACACAAUACAUGAGAAAAAAUAUGGCGAUAGGGCAGGUAUCGAAGAUGUUAUUGUGUCCAAGCGAAAAUUCCAAUAUGAGCAGGAGGUGGCUGCUAAUCCCCAAAACUACGAUGCCUGGUUUGACUAUCUGCGUCUCAUCGAAGGUGAGUUUGUUAUAAGUGUUGCAUGCAUAAAAAUGCAUAUGGAAAUUGUGUAA
Molecule: messenger RNA, 1148 nt
Organism: Rhagoletis pomonella (apple maggot)
Lineage: Eukaryota; Metazoa; Arthropoda; Insecta; Diptera; Tephritidae
Product: protein crooked neck-like
Exons: 2
Coding region: 87-1148 (353 amino acids)
Biological process (GO): mRNA splicing, via spliceosome; spliceosomal complex assembly
Cellular component (GO): Prp19 complex; U2-type catalytic step 2 spliceosome; post-mRNA release spliceosomal complex
Molecular function (GO): protein binding
Source: RefSeq, a predicted model, not a curated record